Messenger RNA from Bicyclus anynana (squinting bush brown), 6871 nucleotides. Its product is annotated as UDP-glycosyltransferase UGT5-like. The coding region runs from base 489 to 2069 and encodes 526 amino acids. Gene Ontology annotation, molecular function: UDP-glycosyltransferase activity. The transcript has 4 exons. Lineage: Eukaryota; Metazoa; Arthropoda; Insecta; Lepidoptera; Nymphalidae. The record is from RefSeq and is a predicted model, not a curated record.
GAUUUUCUUACAUCCUAUUUACAACUCUAUUAAGAUUGAAUAAGCAACAUGGCAAAUAUCGUGGGAGAUCUACCCGUCCCGAACACGUGUGCGAAGCAUGAAGUUACUAUUGCUCCAGAUCUUCUUAUCACUUUGUUUUACAUUGUAUGUUAAAUAUUAAGUAAACGAGAGUAAAUUCCAUAGUGAUUUAUAGGCAAUGCCGUAACAAUAUAGAGCAACUUGGUUAUGACUGUUUUGUUGUGAUUGUUUGUUUACAGGAUUACAAUUUAUUUCUAUCUCGCCCUUUCAAAGCACGUUAUCCAGUGUUAGAAAGAGCAACCAAAGGCCCAGUUACAAAAAGAUCCUUACAGAAUAGCGCUACGGGUGGUGCAGCUAAGUCUGAAAAUAACACGCGUCACGCAUAAAUUGCCGUUUGAUAAAUAUAAUAUUGAAUAGGAUUCAUAGGGAGUUAGUUCACAGUUUGCAGUAGGUACGGAAGAGCGUCCGAUAUGCGCGCAGUGAUUAUAAUAAAUUGUUUUACAAUUUUCGCAUUCUUGAAUUAUGCAUACAGUGCGCGAAUACUUGGACUUUUUCCAUUCACGGGUAGAAGUCAUCACAUGGUGUUCGAGCCGCUGCUGCGAACAUUAGCAGAGAAAGGUCAUCAUGUCACGGUGGCUUCGUUUUUUCCGCUAAAAAAUCCGCCAGCUAACUACGUCGAUAUCAGCUUCAAGGGUAUCGCUGAGGUUGGCUUAGGAAACUUUGAUUUGGACUGGUACGAGAGCUUCAAUACUUACAAGAUAAGUAAAAUUAGAGACGUCUUGAUGACAGUGUCAGAUUACGAUAUAUUGUCCACCAUGGCGAUAGACUCCUGCAGCAAACUGAUAGAUCUGCCAUCUUUAAAUGAAGCACUGAAGAAGGAUUAUGAUGUUGUUUUGAUGGAAAACUUCAAUAGUGACUGUAUGUUUGGUUUAUUGCAUGUGUACGGAAAUAAAGCUCCUAAAAUCGGGUUGUCAUCUACAUUUCUAAUGCCAUGGUCGGCUGAUAGAAUCGGAGUUACCGAUAACCCAUCAUACGUGCCAGUUGGGACGACAAAUUUUGCUCAAACCAUGACAUUUUGGGAGAGGAUGGAGAAUACAUUAUGGAAAAUAUACUUGAAAUUGUGGUUCCGUUAUAGCGUACAGUAUGAGGAACAGAGUAUGAUAGAAAAGAAGUUUGGAAGGCAGAUUCCUGAAUUGGCAAAUCUCGGACGGAACAUUUCUUUGAUGUUUGUGAACACAUACCACGCGUUAAAUGGCCCUACACCUCUUGUGCCCGGACUGGUGGAAGUUGGAGGGAUGCACUUGAAUGAGACGAAACAAGAUAUUCCACCGUACAUCGAAAAGUUCCUGAACGAAUCCGAACAUGGCGUAGUUCUCUUCAGCUUCGGCUCGCUCAUACGGACGGCCACUUUGCCGAAGUACAAGGAAGAGAUGAUAGUCAACUCUCUCUCGAAGCUGAAGCAACGCGUCAUAUGGAAGUACGAGGACAGUGCUGAGCAGGGAAACCUGACGGGGAACAUUCUGAGAGUUCGAUGGUUGCCGCAGUAUGAGCUACUACAACACAACAAGAUCCACGCCUUCAUCGCCCACGGCGGCUUGCUGGGCAUGACUGAAGCGGUGUCUGCCGGCAAGCCGAUGGUGGUCGUGCCUUUCUUCGGCGACCAACCAGCCAACGGCGCCGCCGCGGCAGCUGCGGGCUUUGCCAAAGUGGUGCCUUACUAUGACCUGAGUGAAGAGGCUCUCGAUGAUGCGAUACAGACCGUGCUGAGUGCUGAAAUGCGUAUGAACGCACGGCGAGUCUCCAAGAUGUGGAAGGACAGGGAAUCGUCUCCUCUCGACACGGCGGUGUUUUGGACGGAGCGUGUGAUCCGGUGGGGUCACGCAGCCCCCCUGCACACCGCGGCGCGGGAGCUCGCCUUCUACGAGCUAGCAUUGCUCGACGUCGCCGCGGCGUAUAUACUAGCCAUUAUCAUCAUCCAUAUCAUCCUAUGGUUCUUGUUAUCUAAAAUAAUACACCUGUUUGUUAAGGAGCCUAAACAGAAGCUGCAUUAAAGCAUGCUUAGCCCCCAUUCACACGAGAGUCUUUAACGGACGUUGAAAAAGCGUUCAAAUACAACAAAUGCAUUCCCAAGUAUAUGUUCACACGACAGCUUUUUUAAAACGCGGAGUUUUUUUCGAGCAGUGUUGCAUUUUCAGUUUUGGGCGUUGGAAAUAUAAUAUUAAUAUACCUUCAUUUAAUUAAUUUUAUACUAUAAUAGAAUAGAAUAGAAUAUCUUUAUUUAUCCACACUUGAGUAUUAAAAUAAAAUAAAAUAAACAAACAGAACAUACAAAUACCUGGUCGUGGACAAAACAGGUAUCCACCUCAGCACGAUGCCACAGCGAGCUGUGGCGCUGGUUUUCAGGUGAAACUUUGUGUGUUCACGGACGUGUCUACGUGACGUGUCUUAACUUAAAACUUAUAUAUGAUUACAUAUUAUAUGAUUUAUACAAAGUAAAAUAAAAUAAUGAAACAAAAACGAACAGAGUAAUAAAAUAACAAAAUUAACAUAUAUGGGAAACUAAAUUAACAGGGAAAAUCAAACAAUAAUUACUACGAGUCAACCCGUAAAGUGAACGAUCUGCCGCCACCAUAGUAUUGUAGUAAGGAGAAAAGGAAUUAGUACUAGGGGUUAUUAAUUGUUUGCUGAUAAUAGAACGUCCGUUAAAGAAAACUCUCGUGCAAAUGAGGUCUUAGGAUGGCCGCUCACUAACAAUUUUUAGUUGGCCGACUUUUUAAUUGUGCGUGAUUUAGUUGGACAAAUAUGCGGGCUGUCAUACAUCGCUAUACCUGUUCUAUAAUCGGCCGACUGAGUCCGAAGUGAGAGGGGGCUCUUAGGUACUGGCUUUGCCCUCAAUUAUAUUCGAUUCGUUUAUAAUAAUGUCUUAAAACAUUAUCAAACAUCGAAUACGUGUGACAAACGCUUAAUGUUUUCGAAUGAUAUCUGUUUAGACAAUUUUUUUAGUUAUAUUUAUAUACAAGUAGGUAGUAGUACUUGUGGACUAUCAGUAAGAUCGUCAAGAAACCACAGAAUAUAAUAGAACAUACUUAGAACAAACGGUUUGAAUUUGGAAGUCUUUUCAACCGGUACACAUAACACGAAUUGGAUUAGUAAAAUUAAUCAUUACCCUGGGGUCAUGCCUGAAAAUCAGCGCUACAGUUACUUAGCUGUAGCAUAGAGCUGAGGCAGCGCCCCAUUCACCCGAAGCCUUAGUAUUAAGUUAGUAUUAAUUCUCAUGUUUUUUUUCUUAUUUAUGUUAUGUUGUUUUGGCUGAAUAAAUGUUUUUAUUAUUAUUAUUAUUAAUCAGUGGUCUUCAUAGUGCACAAGUACUUUACCGUGUUGGCUACGAGUGCGAUUUACGAGUGCGAUUUACCUAUAUUCGCUCAGCGCAAUAUCCAAGCCCUUUUAGCAGUUGUAGGUAGUGGUCGUUGAAGAAGCCAUGCCCAUGACCGCCAUGCAAACUUCUGCCGCCAAUAGUCAAGCAGCAUUGCUGUGACUUGAAGUGUAUAGUUGUCAGUGUAAUUACAGGCACAUGAGGUGUAACACCUAUAACUCAGGUUAAUGGACACUGGGCAUUUUUGACGGCCUCCGCGGCGCAGUGCGUUGUGGAUUAAAAAACGGAUGUCCUGGGUUCGAUCCCCGGCUGGGCAGAUUGAGAUUUUCUUAAUUGGUCUGGCUGGUGGAAGCUUCAGCCGUGACUAGUUACCACCCUACCGACAAAGACGUACCGCCAAGCGAUUUAGCGUUUAGGUACGAUGUCGUGUAGAAACCGAAAAGGGGUGUGGAAUUUUAUCCUCCUCCUAACAAGUUAGCCCGCUUCCAUCUUAGACUGCAUCACUUACCAUCAGGUGACAAUGUAGUCAAGGGCUAACUUGUAAAGAAUAAAAAAAAACUGGCUCAUGCGCCUUACAUGCCUUCGAAUUGUUAUUCUGUUUACGGGCGAUGAAGUUUGACUUGCCAUUAGGUGGACUACCUACUUGUAAAAAAUUCAAUCCACAAUUGACAUGGAUAUAAUGAUGGCGCUGGAAAAAUGCUUUCUGACAUUUUAUCCGGUGGUCAUACAAAAACAGAAUAUGUAAACGUGGGUUUAUAUUUAAAUGAUUUAUUUGUACUGUGAAUUUGUUUUGUGGUUAGGAGAUAGACUGGUAUUUGGGUACGAAAGGAUUCGAGCCAAAUUAAUAACGAAUUAAUAAAGGUUGCGAAGUGGGUAACUUAUCGAGCUAUGGAAUACAGAUCGAUAUCACAGUUGUAGGCUGUUAUUUAGUUAUUGUUAAUUAGUUAUAAGUUUUUAUUAUUAUAGUAAGAAUAUUUAGGUCUGGUUUCACCAACUUCUGUUAUAAUAUUAUGUUGAUGUAUCUAUAUUAUGUUGAUGUAUGUAUUAUGUUGAUACUAGUUCAAAGUUUUUAAAUCAAAAAGACCAAAGAAUUUUUAAAAUCGGUUUAGUAGAUUCAAAGAAACCCUUACAAAACCACAAACUUUACCUCUUUAUAAUAUAUUUAGAUGAUGUCAAUAAGUUAUCCGAAAUUUAUCAGAAAUUGGUGAAACCGGCUCUAAGUUUAGAUAAUAGUGGUUAAUUUUUGUGAUCCAAUGAUAGAGGAUGGUUCUUUAGUUGGUGCCAAUGGGGAUUAUGACAGUUUUUAAAUUGUAUAUAAAUUAAAAGUAAGCUAAUAGUAAAGAAAUUUUGUAAAAGUAGCAGGAUAUCUGCGAUCAUUACUUUCGGAGUUACAGGGAUUUAAAUGGUCAUAUUUGCGGUACUGCCACAAAUCCCUGAAAAACGCCCCAUUCAAAAUGACACGAAGUAAUGACGUCGUUGGUCAUAACGAUCGUUAGAUUUGUAUGGGCGUUCAAACUAAAUUACAAAUGUCUUUGUUAUUUUUGCGUUAAUGUUUAUAUUUCAACUAUUGAAAAAUGACACUUUUAAUGUAAGGAAGCUAAAAAUGUAUGAAUAUUCAUCUAAUUACGAUAAAAGAUUUUUAAUAGAUUUUGAAAUUUUAUAACCUUGUUUAUUUUGCAAACAUCCAGAUAAUCUUUGUUUUUUACGUAUUAAUUAGUUAAUAUUGAACUUAUUUACCCGAAUGUCUCAUAAAAAUCAAUAUACUCAAACUUAGCUGUCAUCCCCAUUGAAUUUCUCAUUAAAGAGCUUUGCAGUUUGCUCUGCUAUAAAAGUUUUACGUACUAUAGAACUUCCACCUUCUUAACUUUUAACAUUGCCUAUUUUUUUCAAGUAAGCUUAGUUUACAAGCACAUAAGAGUUUAUUUAUAUUAUAAUACUCAUGUGUACUUCAAGCAGUAGUUGAUUAUAAUUUAUAAUAGUACUUGACGCAAAGUUUGCGAAAUUUUCAUUGUUUUUGGCGUAAAUAGCGUUUUUUUCAAUUUAAUUUCAGAUAAAUUCAAGUUUACUUUUACACGAUCGAAUAAGUACAAAAUCUAGGACACACCAAAUUGUAUAUAGAAGCAAUAGAGGUCAGUCUAAAACGUCAGGAAGGUCUCCUACUUCGUAAAGAAUAAUUUUGAAUUUAUUAAAGGCGAUCGCAUUGUUACGGAGGUUAUCUUUUUGGAAUACGUUGUUAUUUUAUGUUCAUUGACCUUAUGUCGAUGUUUGGAUUUAACCUCGUUAUAUUUUAUUCGUAGAGAGCUAAUUUUGGUAUUAAGUAGGUAUACAAAUUUAUUAAAACAAUUAUCAAGGUAGGUAUACAAUAAAAUGUGGAAGUACGCCUACAACAAAUUUAACUGCAAUUAUUUACAAAACAACAAUUGAUAAUUUGAAAUAUUACGAACGAAUUCUUAGUAUAGUCGCAAUACAUAGUUUAAGCUUGUAUUUAAAAAUGUACAGAUACUUUUGUAGUUUCAUACUUAGUAUUAAAACAAAGAAAAUUGAUGUAAAAGAUAAAAGGUAAUACUUUAUUUGGGAUUUAUUUUUCUAAAGUCACCGAUUUGUUGGAGUAUUUGCUAAAUGUCAAAAUUCAAACUUCAUUUAUUUCAUUUAAGCUUAGUUUACAAGCACUUUUGAAAAGUCAUGAUUAUGUCAUAAUUUAAUUUAAUCUAAUGGUAGUAAUAAUAGUCGAAAACUUAAAAUUAAGGUUACGAGGGUUCCAAACGCGCCUUGGUCCGAGAAGUCGCUACUUAAGUAACGUGUUUUGACUCGGACGCAACUGGACAACUUUUGGAAAAAUCGUUCCAUACACAAUACAUACGUAAGCUGGUAAUACAUACGUCACGGGUGAAAGGACGGGACGCCGAUGUGACACGGACGGAACGAGAACAAUGUUUGGCACGUCCUAUGCCGCGUACGUCACGUUCCGUCCUGCUGCGUUAUGCACGCCAUUGAUGAUCAAUUAUACACACGUUUGUGCAGCACCCACGACUAUAACUGAUCGUGUAUUGGUUAGUGCACGCAUGACGGCUCGACUUAUGAAACGUCUUCGCUGCCGUUUGCGCUGCAGAAACGUGAGAAUAAUUGACCGUCAAUGGCUGACUUUACUAUACAAAGUAAAUUAACGUAGUGCAAAUAAUAUAAUUACUAAACAAAAGGGACGGGGAAAACGAAGAUGCGUAUGCAUUAAGAUACCGUCCUGUUCGUUUACUUGUUAAACAUGGACGGUAAAAUGGGACCUUAAAAGUGCGGACGCUUUCAGAAAUUUAAAGCUACUGAACCAGUUUGACAUUUUAUGAAUUCAAUGGUUUUCUAUGGAAGACAUUAUGUUACGGAAUAUUAUUGUUUUUGUAAUUAAUUAGGCAUUGUAUAUUAUAAACAAUGUGCGAACAUUUGUUUUACUUGAUAUUUAACAAAAGACAAUAAACUAAUGUAAUACAU